Messenger RNA from Punctularia strigosozonata HHB-11173 SS5, 1498 nucleotides. RefSeq names its product AB-hydrolase YheT. Gene Ontology annotation, molecular function: acetylesterase activity; monoacylglycerol lipase activity. Bases 84 to 1433 code for a protein of 449 amino acids. The record is from RefSeq and is a predicted model, not a curated record. The transcript is spliced from 8 exons. NCBI's taxonomy places the organism in Eukaryota, Fungi, Basidiomycota, Agaricomycetes, Corticiales, Punctulariaceae. Gene Ontology annotation, biological process: medium-chain fatty acid catabolic process; medium-chain fatty acid biosynthetic process.
CACGCAUGCGCCUGCGAUUCCGCCGGUUCUUCUCCUAGUCCUACCGCCGGUCGCAAGCUUCCUCAGUCUUCUAUUUGUCUCCCAUGGGCGGCCUAUUCAGCAGGGCACCGAGUGUCAAUACUAUACACUACGCCGAGAAGCCCGUCGAGUUCCGCGUCAAGAAGGACGGCAGCGACCAAGACAAGUGGGAGACAACGUCAAUCAGGGCUUUCAUAGAGUCUCGCUGUCCAAGCUUACUCGCUGGCUUCAAGCCGAUAUGGUGGGGCUGGACAGGUCAUGCCCAGACGGCAUACUGCGUAGCCGGUGACUUCUCCCAGGUCGACAAAGUCGUGUACGACAGGAAAUUGCUCCGACUGAAGGAUGGGGGGACCAUCGGUCUCGACUUCACGCCUCCUGUAGAUGAGCGCACUCUCCCCGAAGACACGCCCACGGUCGUAGUUCUACAUGGCCUCACAGGGGGUAGCCACGAGUCCUACGUCCGCGCGAUCCUUGCCCCGGCCUGCACGCCUGUCUCCGACCGCGGUUUGGGCUAUCGUGCUGUCGUCAUCAAUUUUCGGGGUUGUGCUGGCACGCCUUUGACAAGCCCUCAACUGUAUUCCGCUGCACACACCGAUGAUCUCCGUCAAGCCUUGCUGUACAUAGCACAUUUAUAUCCUAACGCACCCUUGAUGGGCAUUGGAUUCUCGCUAGGCGCGAACGUUUUGACCAGGUACCUCGCAGAAGAGGCGCAAGACAGUAGACUGAAUUCGGGGUGCAUCCUGGCGUGUCCUUGGAACCUGCUGGCCAAUAGCAGGAAGCUCGAAGGAACAUGGUUCUACCGCACCGUUUACUCCAGGGCGAUGGGUGGCAAUUUGGCCCGCCUCUUCCUUUCGCAUGCCGAGGAGCUGGCACAGUUUCCCGACCAUCCGCUGACCAAGACGCUCCCGAUCAUCUCCGCGAGGCAGAACGCCCUGUGCAUUACCGACUUCGACGGCACCGUGACCCGCCUUGGUGGCGGCAGCACUCCUCCCUUCCCCUUCGCAACUGCGGAUGAUUAUUAUACCUACGCUUCUAGCCACGACAAACUCAGAUAUGUGAGGGUACCGUGCUUAGCGGUCAAUUCCUCCGACGAUCCGGUCGUGCACGAAAUACCGAUAGAGAACUCGAGGCACAACGGCUGGGUGGCUAUGGCGGUAACGAAAUAUGGUGGUCAUCUGGGCUGGUUUGCCGAAGGAGCGCACGGGCCGAAGAGGUGGAUUAGCCAGCCCGUCUUAGAAUGGCUAGGCGCUGUCGGAAGCCUGUUGGAGAGGAAGCCACCCAAGAGGCAGGUGAUUACGCAGGAGGAUGGCUGGCUGGUCGAGCAAGGCAGGGAGCAUCUGGGCUGCAAGCCGGUAGAGGGCGGUGACAAGAUUGUCGGAGUGGAAGGGGAGGGCGGACUGCUGCAGGGACUGUAACUGUCGUGACGGCAAAUACUAGAGUUUGGUCGCCAUAGUAAAAAUCGAAUUCCCCGGUAGCGUAC